This is a messenger RNA of Photinus pyralis (common eastern firefly), 1052 nucleotides long. RefSeq lists its product as uncharacterized. The record is from RefSeq and is a predicted model, not a curated record. The coding region runs from base 118 to 792 and encodes 224 amino acids. NCBI's taxonomy places the organism in Eukaryota, Metazoa, Arthropoda, Insecta, Coleoptera, Lampyridae. The transcript is spliced from 3 exons.
GUUUGAUUCCCAAUGCCAAAACGUUAUGCAACGACGAGUUCGGAGGUCAAGAACAGCAUCCACAUUAUCAUACCGAGUGAGAUAAAUUAACACAAGAUUAUAUGUAUUUGGUACACAAUGUCCAGGCUUCUACUAGGUAGUUUCUUGUUCACCAUAUGCUUCUAUCUCACGUGGUCUUCAGCUGUUCCACGUAUAGAUGAAGCGUACCACUGGAAAGUGUAUAAAGGGAAAAUACCUCACGAUGCCUAUAGGGUUGGUACGAACAACGCCGAAGACGCGAUUUACAUAGCCCAAGUGUUAUACAGGGAUCUACUGGUUCCAGGCGAAAUAGUAGCAGGAAGGCGAGAAGCGGUUUUUGAAUGGGGAAAUUCGCGACAUACAGCCGCUAAUAAUGUUAUGAUCUUAUGCUCGAAUAAUCCAACGCAGUUGAGGUGGGAAUCAACAUCCAGUUUUCUUUUUAAAUCAAACGGUAGAUACAUUGUUGGGGGAUCUGAAGGAGAUUCCGAUAUCUUUAUCGGGAGAGGAAUUCAUGAUGACGAAAGGAUUGUUGGAAAAGUUGUUGUCGAUCAUAAGAAUACGAUAUGGCUGCACGCCGUUCAUGAAAACCGAGUUGUUCGAUUAACCGAAUUUGAGGUUCUUUCAUUCGCACCGCCUGAAGAAACCGAAGUUACAGAAGUUAUCGAAAGCGUGGAAUAUUUGGAUAAUCUGCCAGAAAACGUGACCGAAAUAUCGUUUUCCAAACAAAAUGGGGAAUGCGAUGGGGGAAAUGUAGUUAUUAACUUUAAUUUUUGACCUUUAGGUACUUUGAUUUUUCUGUAUUAUCAGUUGGCGCUUGAUAACGUUUUUGUGUAAGAUACCAGUGAUGUCGCAAAAGAUCGACUACGUAUCGGUUUGAUUAAUUAAUAUUAACUAAGUAAUUGAUUCUUAUUCAUAAAUUUGAAAUUUUUACCUAAAUUCAAAGCAAGAAUAUUUAUAUAGGCAAAACUUGAUAGUAAAUAAUCAAAACUGUAUGAAAUAAAUACCUACACAAAUUAUAAAUAAAUAAAUAAACA